AUGUCGCAGAGAAUCUACUUCCGCGUCCAUGGCACUGUCCAGGGCGUGAACUUCCGCUACUUUACGCAGAAGAAGGCGACAGAGGCUGGCAUCACAGGAUGGGUCGAGGGCGAGGCCCAGGGUAGCCCGGAUGCGUUAAAGCAGUUCCUGAAAGACAUCGAUCGUGGCCCAACUCAUGCCCGUGUUGUGCAGCUCGACAAGGAGGACAGGGAGGUCAAGGAGGGCGAGGCUAAGUUCGAGGUCCGGGCAUAA
Molecule: messenger RNA, 252 nt
Organism: Neoarthrinium moseri
Lineage: Eukaryota; Fungi; Ascomycota; Sordariomycetes; Amphisphaeriales; Apiosporaceae
Exons: 4
Coding region: 1-252 (83 amino acids)
Molecular function (GO): acylphosphatase activity
Source: RefSeq, a predicted model, not a curated record